Messenger RNA from Oppia nitens, 844 nucleotides. RefSeq lists its product as uncharacterized. Bases 77 to 805 code for a protein of 242 amino acids. The transcript is spliced from 2 exons. The record is from RefSeq and is a predicted model, not a curated record. Gene Ontology annotation, molecular function: ferric iron binding; oxidoreductase activity, acting on single donors with incorporation of molecular oxygen, incorporation of two atoms of oxygen. Lineage: Eukaryota; Metazoa; Arthropoda; Arachnida; Sarcoptiformes; Oppiidae.
AAACUUUACUUUUUUAAAAAAAACCUAAUAAUAAUAUAUUAAAUUUUUAGAGAGAGAGAAAAAAAAAAUAAGAAACAUGGGUCUAAAAAACUACCUGAGCCGCAGCAGCAGCGUUAUGUUGGUGAUCAUCGGUGUAGCCGUCUGUAUCGGUACCGUACAUCCCAGCGACCACUGCGCCCGACUGGACAAACGAGCCAAUCGAUGUAUACUACAGCCGGAAACCAUUGAGGGUCCGUACUAUUUGAAUCAACGACUGGUCAGGCAAGACAUACGCGAAAGUCAACCGGGCGUACCGUUCAGAUUGCGCCUACAGUUCACCCAUCCGGACACCUGUGCACCGUUAAAAAAUAUACGUGCCGAUCUGUGGCAAGCUAACGCACUGGGCAUGUAUUCCGGCUAUAUUGGCUUUCACGGACCAGUAGACGCCAAUGGACACGGACAGCCUAUUGACAACUACCGAUUUCUCAGGGGUACACAGUUUAGCGAUGCCAAUGGUUUUGUUGAUUUUAUCACCAUAUUUCCCGGUUGGUACCCGGGUCGUACCGUACAUAUACACGUGAUAGCCUACUCGGGACCCAAUCGUAUACAUACGGGUCAAAUCUAUUUUACGGAAAAUUUGACCCAAUAUAUCGGCCAAUUUAAUCCCUAUCGGCAAUCCCGUACUCGCCGGGUGCGCAAUGAAGAAGAUCAGUACUUCACAUCGGAUAACGGUGCCCAGUCGACCAUCUACAAUGUCAAUGUAGCUAAUUAUAAUAGUACCUAUCCACUAUUGGAGGCUAUAAUGAUUAUUGGACUCAAACAGUAAUCGUAAUACUAAUAAAAAUUAUUAUUUAUUAUAAUAUAU